AUGGCCAUAAAGACAGAGGAGCCCAACCAGACGGUGGUGAGCUACUUCCUGCUGGAGAGUCUGAUGUACACCGCAGAGCAUCCUGGACUCUUCUUCCUCCUCUUCCUCAUCACCUACUGCAUCACAGUGACUGGGAAUCUCCUCAUUCUCCUAACCGUGGGCUCUGACCCUCGCCUCUCCUCCCCCAUGUACCACUUUCUGGGGCACCUCUCCUUCCUGGAUGCAUGCCUGUCCACAGUGACAGUGCCCAAGGUCAUGGCGGGUCUCAUCACUCCAGAGGAGAUGGUCAUCUCCUUCCAUGGCUGUGCAGUCCAGCUUUACUGUUUCCACUUCCUGGCCAGCACCGAGUGCUUCCUGUACACAGUCAUGGCCUAUGACCGCUACCUGGCCAUCUGCCAACCCCUGCAUUAUUCAGUGGCCAUGAACAGGCGCAUACGUACUGGGCUGGCAGGAGCCACUUGGGCCAUUGGUGCGGUUCACUCUGCCAUCCACACCUCCCUGACCUUCCGCCUGCCCUACUGUGGACCUCACCACAUCGCCUACUUCUUCUGUGACAUCCCUCCUGUGCUGCAGCUGGCUUGUGUAGACACCACUGUGAAUGAGCUGGUGGUGCUGGCCAACAUUGGAGUGGUGGCAGCAGGCUGCCUGAUCCUCAUUAUCACGUCCUAUGUCUUCAUCGUGGGGGCCGUGCUGAGAAUCCGCACAGCAGAAGGUCGCCAGCGAGCCUUCUCCACCUGCUCCUCCCACCUCACCGUGGUGCUCCUUUACUACCUGCCACCCAUCUGCAUCUACCUGCAGCCUAACGCCAGUGGGCCGGGGGCCGGGGGCCCGGCUGUGUUCUACACAAUCGUCACACCCAUGCUCAACCCUUUCAUCUACACUCUGCGCAACAAGGAGGUCAAGCGGGCUCUGAGAAGACUCGUGUGUCGGGGUUCCCCGGGCUCCCCAGCACGUAGCCCAGCCCCCUGA
Messenger RNA from Sorex araneus (European shrew), 969 nucleotides. Its product is annotated as olfactory receptor 10S1-like. Gene Ontology annotation, molecular function: olfactory receptor activity; G protein-coupled receptor activity. Bases 1 to 969 code for a protein of 322 amino acids. Gene Ontology annotation, biological process: G protein-coupled receptor signaling pathway. Lineage: Eukaryota; Metazoa; Chordata; Mammalia; Eulipotyphla; Soricidae. The transcript has a single exon. Gene Ontology annotation, cellular component: membrane. The record is from RefSeq and is a predicted model, not a curated record.